Kwoniella botswanensis is the source of this 1233-nucleotide messenger RNA. RefSeq lists its product as uncharacterized. The record is from RefSeq and is a predicted model, not a curated record. The coding region runs from base 1 to 1233 and encodes 410 amino acids. NCBI's taxonomy places the organism in Eukaryota, Fungi, Basidiomycota, Tremellomycetes, Tremellales, Cryptococcaceae. The transcript is spliced from 5 exons. Gene Ontology annotation, biological process: carbohydrate metabolic process.
AUGUCCGACACCAUCGCCCCGCUCUCCCUAAGUCAAGAGAAAUCCGCAGAUCUCAUCUCGCUGUUGACGGAUGGGCUGCUCCAUAUCAAAGAUCAAAGUGGUAGAUUCUUGUUGAAACUCCACGAUGGUACAUUGGUAGACACAAAGGGAUGGGAGCACCCCACCGUCUUCUCGUGGGAGUGGACCCACGGUAUCGCUCUUACCGCCUUAUGUCAUCACUCAGCCCUUGACCCUUCCUCCCCCGGUGCCCAGAAGUCUCUGAAGGUCGCUCUUGACUGGUUCGAGACGCAGUGGAAGAGGACUGACGGUAAAGGAGCACCUAAAAAUAUCAACACCAUGUCACCCUUCUACUCCCUCGCCUGCUUUGUUGAGGAUGGACGAACGAAAGAUCCUAAAUGGAACGGAUGGAUCGAUGAGUGGGCUGAAUGGAUCAUGAAUGGUCUGCCAAGAACGGAAGAAGGUGGUUUCCAACACAUGACAUACGUUAACAUGCACGAAAACAACUUGUGGGAUGAUACACUCAUGAUGUCCGUUAUUCCUCUUGCCAAGAUUGGUAUAUUACUCAAACGACCUCAUUAUAUUGACGAAGCGAAAUAUCAAUUCCUGAUUCACAUCAAAUACCUUGCCGACACUGUUUCGGGAUUAUGGUACCACGGAUGGCAAUUUACACCUGAGAAGCUUGAAGGAGGUAAAGGUGGUGCAGAGACCAAUGGAGGUCAUAAUUUCGCUAAAGGUCUUUGGGCUAGAGGUAAUUGUUGGAUCACCGUAUCCAUCCCUAUGUUCCUUGAUAUCCUGGGCGACAAGCUUCCACCCACCGACCCAAUUUACAGACAUUUGGUAUCGAUAUGGCGAAGACAAGUGGAUGCCUUUGUACGAUCUCAAGAUCCAAAGACUGGCCUAUGGCAUACUCUCAUCGUCGAUCCUACUUCCUACGUGGAGACUAGUGCCGCUGCUGGUGUGGUUGCAGGUAUAUACAUGGGUAUAAGACAAGGACUCAUCUCUGACCCUAUAUACCGACAAUGUGCUGAUACCGGAUUGGCCGGUGUGAUCGCUCAAAUACAACCGGAUGGUGAAGUUGCCAAUGUCAGUUUCGGUACUGGUAUGGGACAUUCUCUCCAAUUCUACAAGGACAUCGCGAUCACUUCGAUGCCUUACGGUCAAGCUCUCGCCAUGCACGCUUUGGUAGAAUGGCAAAGGUUGCAAAGAGGUGAAGGUGCUGCCUCUAAGGCAUAA